Molecule: messenger RNA, 822 nt
Organism: Penicillium egyptiacum
Lineage: Eukaryota; Fungi; Ascomycota; Eurotiomycetes; Eurotiales; Aspergillaceae
Source: the annotation of a GenBank genome assembly
AUGUCGACUCAGUCUGGCAACGAAACUGCAGCAUGGGCUUAUUAUCGAUACUCCCCAUCCCUAGCUGCGGCUAUCAUUUUUACUGUACUGUUCGGUCUGACCACGUUUGCUCAUCUUUAUCAGCUGGCCAGACAUCGCACAUGGUUUUUCAUUCCGUUUGUCAUAGGCGGAUUCUUCGAAUGGGUUGGAUACGUUGGACGGAUCCUAUCUAGUAAAGAGAGCCCCAAUUGGACCAUGGGCCCUUAUAUCCAGCAAAGUUUGCUCCUUCUGCUUGCCCCAGCACUCUUUGCCGCUUCAAUUUACAUGAUACUGGGCCGAAUGAUCCUUCGUCUUGAUUCAGAGAAGCUCUGCAUCUUUAAAAAAAAAUGGUUGACCAAAUUCUUUGUCGCCGGGGACGUUUUAUCUUUUUCAGUGCAAGCAGCCGGCGGGGGAAUUAUGGCUGGUGGCUCGUGGGGUGCGCUUCACUUGGGUGAAAAGAUCGUCGUCGCAGGCCUCAUUAUCCAGGUUCUCUUCUUCGGCUUCUUCAUCAUCACAAGUGCUAUUUUCCAUACUCGCCUCCGCAAAUCACCAAGUGAAAAGUCACUCGCGCUCUCAGGCAUAUGGCAUAAGCACGUCAUGGCUCUCUACAUUGCCAACAUUCUCAUCAUGAUUCGUUCCAUAUUUCGCACGGUCGAGUACGCUAUGGGGAACAAUGGAUACUUGCUCCGCCAUGAGGUUUUCUUGUAUGUUUUCGAUGGAUUGUUGAUGUUCUCGGUCAUGCUAUUGUUCAAUUUCAUCCACCCCAAUGAACUACUCGCCUUUUCGCGGGGGAAGCAUUCGUGA